This is a messenger RNA of Phalaenopsis equestris, 1444 nucleotides long. Its product is annotated as galactolipase DONGLE, chloroplastic-like. NCBI's taxonomy places the organism in Eukaryota, Viridiplantae, Streptophyta, Magnoliopsida, Asparagales, Orchidaceae. Gene Ontology annotation, biological process: lipid metabolic process. Gene Ontology annotation, cellular component: chloroplast. Bases 1 to 1326 code for a protein of 441 amino acids. Gene Ontology annotation, molecular function: glycerophospholipid phospholipase A1 activity. The transcript has a single exon. The record is from RefSeq and is a predicted model, not a curated record.
AUGGCCAGCCGCAUUGUAUUCUCAAACCACCCUUCUCUGCUUUCUUCCCGCCGCCGCCCCCACACCUCUUCCCGCCCCCUUCUUGUCACCUCCGCCGCAACAUCCAACCAAAAACUCUCCACCGCCGUCGCCACAACAAGCAACAUCUCUCUUAAACCCGCCAGCCAAGUCCCCCAAAACCCUUCUCCCUCCUCGCCCCCAACAUGGCGCGCCAUCCAGGGCUCUGACAACUGGCAAAAUCUCGUCCAUCCUCUCCACCCUCUCCUCACCAGCGAAAUCCUCCGCUACGCAGAACUCGUCAAUUCCUGCUACAAAGCCUUCGACCUCGACCCUUCCUCCAAACGCUACCUAAACUGCAAGCACGGCAAAUCCACCAUGCUCCGCGAUGUAGGCAUGCCCUCAGCCGGCUACGAAUUAACCAAAUAUAUCUACGCCACUCCCGACAGCAACAUCCCCACUCAAUUCGGCGAACGCUGCAGCCGUUGGAUCGGCUACGUUGCAGUCUCCACAGAUGAAGCUUCCUCCCGUCUCGGCCGCCGCGACAUCCUCGUUUCCUUCCGCGGAACAGUCACAAACACGGAAUGGAUCACGAACUUAAUGAGCUCCCUAACCCCGGCCCGGCUCGACCCCAAUAAUCCCAGACCCGAUGUCAAGGUCGAGUCCGGUUUUCUCAGCCUCUACACAUCAGAGGAUACCACAUCUCGCUUCAACAGCGGGAGUUGCCGCCAGCAGCUUCUCUCUGAGAUCUCCAGGAUUUUAUCAAAGUACAAAAAUGAAGAGGAAGUUGGCAUUACAUUGGCUGGCCACAGCAUGGGAAGCUCCCUCGCGCUACUCCUCGGAUAUGAUAUUGCUGAGCUGGGCCUGAACUUGGCCGGGUCGGGUACAGAGGUGCCCAUCACGGUUUACUCGUACGGCGGCCCGCGGGUUGGAAACUCGGCCUUCAAGGCCCGGUGUGAGGAGCUUGGAGUGAAGGUGCUGCGGGUGGCGAACGUGAACGAUCCCGUGACAAAAAUGCCGGGGGUUUUCUUCAACGAAGGACUGGAGCUGCCAUGGAUAAGCAGCAGCUCGUGUUACGCACACGUGGGAGUCGAGGUAUCCUUGGAUUUCUUUAAGAUGAGGAACCCUGCAUGCGUGCAUGAUCUCGACGCUUACAUCGCAUGGCUCAAAAGUGGUUGCAAGAGAAAAGUGAGGAAGGAAGGAGAUGAUGUUUUUAGUAAGGUUAGAGAUUAUUUGGCUUCCCAGAAAAGUGAUUAUUCUUGGUGGUCGGCGCUGUGGCAAAAUGGAGGAAGGCAUGGAGGCGAAUUGGUGCAGUCGCCUAGAGUUUAGGCUUAGGGAUACAUAUAUUUGGUAGAAUUAAAAGAUUUAGUUAAUGAUUUAUUAAUUAAUACUAAUUAAUGACCCGAUAAUCCUUGUAUUUUAAAAUUUUUUUUGGAUUGACGGUUGU